GUAUUUUAGUUAUGUAACUCCGGGAAGAUAACCUAACUAGUGUUCCUGGAUCCUGUAUCAGUACAACCCUAUAAGUAACUGCCAACUUCCCAACAUGUAAAAUCAAAGGUGGUGGACUAAAUGAGAUUCUACUUUACUUUUAACAGCAUAAGUUUUCGUAUCAGCUAAGCAAAAUACUGUUAAGAAUUGGAGUGGGGAAACAAUUUUAUGUUAACAGUACUAAAACAUAACAUUCGGCAAGUAACAAAAUGUCUGUCUGACAUGCUACAGCAUCUGUGAUGAGCAUGCUAUUAGUUGUAUAACACUGGCUGCUGUCGUUUCUACCAUAUUUUUUUCUCUCAGUCUGGAUAAUAUCUAAAAUUGUUGGAAUAGCUACGUUUUCUCGGAGAGUACAGGUGUAAUUUCUGUCAUUGUAAAUACUCCGAUACAAUCUGAAUGUUAUCAAACAGUCUGUUUUAUUUUCAGUGUAAUUGCAUAUUAGAGUUACUGAAUUUAGUUCUAUUUUGUAUUGGAUAUAUUCGCAGUAUCGUAGUACUAUACGGAUAUACUUCAUUUUUAAAAUGUGCCGUUCAAAGUAGAUUGACUUUACUUUUAAAUCUGUGACACAAUAGGGUCCAGUUGUGUUUUAAAUAUUGGCACAUCAAAUGGACUGUUCUUUUUAAAAAAAUGUAAUUGCACAAGAUGGACUAUUUUUAUUGCAAUGGUGGCACAAGACGAGGAAAGGUUUAUCUAAUUUUUGUGACACAGUAUAAAAUUUCUAAUUGAUAAUUGUGUCGUGCAAAUGACAUAAGAUUCACUGGAAAUAUCGUUAAAUUUAAAAGAAGUUUUGCAAAUGGAUUGUAUUAGAUUCUAUUGGAUGUACCAUUGCACUGGAUACGAUUUAUCUACUUAAUUACUUUGAGCAGAUCAACCUUUCAGACCUUUAAGAACGAAUGGACCUUGGAAUAGCGAUUGUUGUCUUUCUUUUGUUUCAACACUGCUUAUGUUAUCUAAGCGAUGUACGACUUCUGGCACCAAGAACCGAACUUCGUCCACACCAUAUCGAGCCUUUGCGUCACGUGGCUUUAAUCAAGCAAGAAAUAUUACGUCACCUUGGAAUAACUGACUCUCUCAGAUACCACCAUACGACUCAAUCACAUCCAGCCAUGUCUAGUCACAAAACUGAUGAUCAAAUAUCCGAGUACAAAAUAACGGAUGUUGCCUCCUUUCACUCCGAACCGCCUGAUAAUUUUACAGACGAAAACAUAAUCCAGUUUAACCUUUUCAACAGGAUAAAUAGAAAACAAAUAGAAGUUAACAAUGUCAACCUGCUGCUUAGAGUUAAAGUGAGGAAGUCUAGAACCGACAAGAGGGUGACAAGAGAUGGUAAUUCUACAAAAAAGAAGAAACGCAGGCGCAAAAAGAAGUUUAAAGAAAUUAAUCUUCUGGUGUCAAAUAUAACAUCAAAUGGACAACCGGAUACAGUGAUUGCGUCAGUGAAAUCUAAAAUAAGAAAGACUAAAUCUCUAAAAUUAAAUGUUCCAAAAGAAUUUAUACAGACUGCAUUAGACUCACAUCAAAACACAUUACAGUUUUUCAUACAAUGCAUUGGUUGUAAUAAAAAAGCAAAGAUAAUUCUAGUUCAUAAAAGAAGAAAACGAAAGCUAACACAAACCAGAAGAAACAAGCAAUCAAAGUUACACAAGCGACGUCCUAUUCUGUUCAUUUAUUCCCACUUAAUGGAUGACAGUUGACAGCCAGGUAUCCUAAAUAUAACAGCACUGUUUCUUGUUAAAACACAGUGACAUCAUUAUCAUGCGUGCCUGUCUUUAGACUUAACAUAGUUCUAUGUUAAUGAGUCAAGUCGACUUUUGAGAUCCGUGGUAACACUUUAGAUGUUGAUGUUUUGAGACUUGCCUCAAAAUUCAGUUAGGACCUGACUAUGGUCUAUAAAACAAUAAGUGAAUGAGAAUCUAAGCGCGCUACAUUCCAGUUUUCAUUUGUCUUUUUACUUACUCAUGUUAAAGACAAAUAGACUUAGUUUAGAUCUGGUAGGUUUAUGUUAUGGUUGACGGCAUCAUCCGUGGUAUGUGAAAUUCGCGAAACGUGAGUACCUGAUGCAGAUUAAUAAUCGUAAAUAUUUAGAAUACUGGCAAGGAGCAUUAUUUGUGAAUAUUUGCAAACAUAAAACAGUCGGGAAUAUAACUUAAUCUAGAAUUGUGAGUUGUUACUAAAACGUGUUGAAUCCAUUGCCUUUUUUUUUUUUGCUUUCUUGUCGGUUUAACGUCAUACCGGCACUAUUAUAAGUCAUAUGGCGACUUUCCAAUAUUUGAUGGUGGAGGAAGACACCAGUAGCCCUUUUGUAUAUAUUUUCAUAGCGGACGGGCACAUGGGUAGAACCGCUGUAUUUUCCGCAAGCCAGCUGGAGAGCUUUCUAACAGGAAGAAUUCAAGACCCGAGCGAGGCCAAACACACAUAGGUUAGGAGCAAUUUCAAUUUAAGUUAGAGACCUGAACCACUCGGCCACGGAGGCCUCUGAAUAAAUUGUACAUGUUUUUGUCAUGAUUAAAGAUAAACAUAAUAUAAACAUGAUACUGUACGGAAAAGCACUGUUUAGUCAAUACUUCAUAAUACAUGACUUCAACGAAUAAAUUGUUAACAGCAAAAA
Messenger RNA from Mercenaria mercenaria, 2647 nucleotides. RefSeq lists its product as uncharacterized. The record is from RefSeq and is a predicted model, not a curated record. The transcript has 3 exons. The coding region runs from base 933 to 1733 and encodes 266 amino acids. NCBI's taxonomy places the organism in Eukaryota, Metazoa, Mollusca, Bivalvia, Venerida, Veneridae.